AUGUAUAAGAUAUUAAGAACAUCUUGUAUCAGAACUAAAGUUGAUGACAAUCAUGUACUUGGAGUUUGGCAACCAAACUUCAAAAAGGAACACUUUUUAGAACUCCAAGUUAUUAUACAAACACAUUAUGAAGAGUAUAAAGAUAAUACUUUUGCUAUUGGUGUCAAAACACUGAUAGAUUGUCAAGAGUACUUUCAUAAGAGUGGGGGUAUCUUUUGGGCCUCUAAAGAGGUCAAUGAGGAAAAAAGAGAUAUAACAUUACGAUAUUUGGAAGGAGGGAAUGUAGAAAAAACUAAAAUCUCGCGAGAACUGGCACAAUAUAUUUUGGCGCACUACCAUACUGUUUUCGAUUUUGUAGAUCGAUCUACAAUGAUUGACGAUGGUUUAAAAACUAGGUUUAAACAUUAUUUAAAAUUUUUACUCAAAACGGCACAGAAAAACAUGGCGGUAAGUCAUUAA
Messenger RNA from Heterostelium album PN500, 459 nucleotides. RefSeq lists its product as uncharacterized. The transcript has a single exon. The coding region runs from base 1 to 459 and encodes 152 amino acids. Lineage: Eukaryota; Evosea; Eumycetozoa; Acytosteliales; Acytosteliaceae. The record is from RefSeq and is a predicted model, not a curated record.